AGUAACGCAAUAGCCCAUAAGCUGAAGAAGUAUAAUUUCCGUCUAAACAGAGUCAGCUAUUGGUUGAAACCUCUGGAGGCUUUUUGUAACACUUUUGUAACACACCAAAAUGUUUUGUAACUGUUCGGCGUGUUGUUGUGACCUGUAGUGUGCUGUUUCAGAUACGUCAGCAAACAAAGCCGUCCCUAGUAGCUUUUCCCCGGGACAAACCGCAGGAUGUCCCCGGUGCCCAAAGUGAGACUGUCCGGAGGUCUGGAGAUCUGCCGGGUGCUGAACGGGAUGUGGCAGGUGUCCGGGGCGCACGGAGCCGUGGAUAAUGCCAAAGCAGUUGAGGCCAUGGAGGCCUACGUAGACGCUGGUCUGACCACAUUUGACAUGGCAGACAUUUAUGGGCCUGCAGAGGAAAUAUUUGGACAGUUUAACAGCCAGAGGUGCAACUCUGGAAAUGACACGCCAGCUCUGCAGAGUCUGACCAAAUAUGUGCCUCGACCGGGACCAAUGGACCGCAAGGUGGUGCUGAAGGCGCUGCAGCGCUCCAUGGCCCGUAUGCAUGUGGACAGCCUGGACUGCGUUCAGUUCCACUGGUGGGACUAUAGAGACAAAAGAUACCUGGACGCACUGGGACACCUGUCCGACCUGCAGCAGGAGGGACUUAUACGAGAGCUUAGCCUCACUAACUUUGACACACAAAGGCUGGAGGAGAUCACCAGCAGAGGCAUUCGCAUCUCAAGCAACCAGGUUCAGUACUCUUUGAUAGACCAGCGACCUGCAGGCAGGAUGGAGCAGUUCUGUGUGGCAAACAACAUUCAGCUCCUCACUUAUGGCACGCUGGCGGGCGGUCUACUCUCAGAGAGAUAUCUGGGGAAGACAGAGCCCAACUCCAGGGCGGAGCUCUACACUGCCUCCCUCUCUAAGUACAAGAAGAUGAUCGACUCUUGGGGGGGCUGGAGCCUUUUCCAGGACCUCCUCGUUGCCUUGGACACCGUUGCCAGGACACACGACUGCUCAGUGGCCAGCGUAGCAACACGCUACGUGCUGGACCGCCCUGCGGUGGGCGGGGUCAUUGUGGGCUGCCGGCUGGGCGUCGCUGGGGCGGGGCAACACAUCAGUGACAGUGUGCGUAGCUGCAGCCCUGACCUGAAGCUGACGGAGGAAGAUUGCGCCGCCAUCAAGGCAGUGACACGGCGCUCCAGGGACCUCAUGGCGCUCAUCGGGGACUGCGGGGAUGAGUACAGGAGCUAAAUGGGGGGAAGGGGGGAGUAUCUGACUGGAGUGACAGAUGGGGUGAGGAGGGGGAGUAAGGGAUAGGAGAAACAUCUCACAUAUAAUAACCCAUAGUAGAAAUGGCUAAAUGCAUCUCCAUUAUACAUAACCACAGUAUUUUCACUCAACAGGGUUUUCCGUUGCUUUUAUAAAACUUCUGAAGAUUAUGUCCCCCAAGUGAAUGAUGAUGAAUCAUGAAUGGUAAUGAAUAUUGGAUGCUGAUACCAGAUUGAACACUUUUCUCCUUCAGCUCAUGCUUACGCUACUGUAAUGUGGGAGAGAAGGUCUUUUUCAGGCUUGAAUAGAGUUACAACUGGGAGGUACGAACACAAAGUGAUAAGUAAUUACAUGAAUGUAGCUAGAAAGUAUUUUAGCUCUAGAUUUGAGAAAAAGUUCAGUGCCUAAACUAUGAUUUUAAACUUUUAUGCUGUGAUUCUAAAUAGAUGUUGUAUAAUGAGAUGUUUUAUUCCAUUAAUCAAAUUCUGAGCUUUUGAGUUGAUUCUAAUGUUGUUGGUAAUACCAAUCAGCUUGAAUAAGUGCUGCUGGGUUUAAUAAAAUGUUUCUCAUUAUGUU
Molecule: messenger RNA, 1836 nt
Organism: Eleginops maclovinus (Patagonian blennie)
Lineage: Eukaryota; Metazoa; Chordata; Actinopteri; Perciformes; Eleginopidae
Exons: 8
Coding region: 217-1242 (341 amino acids)
Molecular function (GO): oxidoreductase activity
Source: RefSeq, a predicted model, not a curated record